Molecule: messenger RNA, 6730 nt
Organism: Anastrepha obliqua
Lineage: Eukaryota; Metazoa; Arthropoda; Insecta; Diptera; Tephritidae
Gene: Fak
Product: focal adhesion kinase 1
Exons: 17
Coding region: 232-5067 (1611 amino acids)
Biological process (GO): protein phosphorylation; signal complex assembly
Cellular component (GO): cytoskeleton; focal adhesion
Molecular function (GO): ATP binding; protein tyrosine kinase activity
Source: RefSeq, a predicted model, not a curated record
AGUUGUAAAUUAGGUUUUAAAAAGUAUUUUUAUUCUCUGAUAUUGCAGAGUGUAGCAACAGAACGGCAUUAAACAAUAAAACAUUUAAAUAAUGUGGUAUUUCUGUCUGCAGCAUAUAUAGACGCAGGUGAAAUCGGAGAGGAAAUGCGACGUUCACUAUAUAUAAUGGAUAAAUAUCGUAUGGUAUCUACAUAGAACACCAACCACGUAGUGAAUUUUCUAUAUACACUAAUGUCGAAAUCACAAUCUUCGAGCGGUUUUGCGACUCAACUCGCGCCUUCGUUGCAAAAUGAAGGGCAAAUGGAUGAGUUGGUCCUGCAUUUACAUAUGCCCAACAAAGGCAUGCGGCCUAUUAAUGUCAACGAGGCAAAUGAUACUGUGUUGCACGUUAUUGAGCGUGCUGUGGGUAGUUUAAUACCAGGCCAUAUGCCGAAUCCACAUUUUUACGCUCUAAGGUUAAAUAAUGUUGUAACAAAAGAAAUAUUAUGGAUGACGAGGUCAACGGGGAUGAAUCAAGUUAUAAGAUACAUAUGGUACCCGAUUUGUCCAAAUCUCGAGUGUUCCAAUUAUGAUAAUGCAAAAGUCAAAAGUAGCAAUAGAAAUUCGGUAAAUAGUGUUUGGCGAGCUGAGCUACGGAUACGUUACAUUCCAAAUAGUUUGGCGGAGUUUUAUGAGGAAGACAAAACAAGUUGUUUAUAUUAUUUUGAUCAAGCAAAGCAAGAUUAUGUUUUAUCUGAUCCCACAAUCGAUGUCGAUACGGCGAUACAGUUAUGUUGUUUGGGUAUACGGCAUUAUUUUAAAAAUACAAUUAUCAAAGCGCCUGAUAAAAAACAUCAUAUUGACUAUGUUGAGAAGGAAAUUGGUUUGAAUUCUUUUCUUCCAAAAUCUGUGAUAAGUUCAGUAAAGCCAAAGAAUUUGAAAAAAUUAAUUCAAGCUGGAUACAAGAAGGUGUACAAUUUAACGGACAUUGAAUACAUAACCAAAUUUUUUGAUAUUUUACAAACAUGUAAAAUUAAUGGGUACGAAAAGUUUUCAGUAACAUUAAGCUCAGCAUGGAAUAUAUCUGGCAUAUUAUAUAUCGGCCCACAAAUCGGCAUUUCCUACCAAACUCAUCCACAAGCAGACCUGACUAGCGUCGCAACAUUCAAAGACAUUAUAAAAAUCGUAACACUUGCUAUACCCAGGGAUAAUGUAAGCAACCAAUCUAAGAAACCAUUUGCAAACUCGGCAAAUGUAGAGGAAAAAUACAAUCCAUGCAAAUGCUGGGAAGUGAAGACUCAACUUAGAAUAACAACAAGAAGCAAUGAUGAAGACUUAGUAAUAACUUGUGAUGGUAUAAAUACGGCUGAAAGCAUUGCAGAUCUUAUUGAUGGAUAUUGUUGCUUAAUUCAUGGCAGUAGUUAUGUUUCUAUAUGGGAACGAAACGAUGUUAAUACUUUAAACAGUUUAAAUAAUGGUUUAAAGGCAUCCACCUCGGCUUUAAAGGAAAAACAAAAUAACGGUAUAAGCAAAGCAAAGAAUAAUAUCGAAGAUUCAACGGAUGGUGGUGCAACAACACAACCCUGCGCAAAACCAAAGCCGACAUUAACUGAAGAUUAUGCUGAAAUAGGCUUAAUCGAUGAUGAGGGAGACUACUCAACGCCAACUGCUCGAAAUUAUGAAUUAGAAAGAUCUCAGAUAAAUCUCAAUGAAAAAAUUGGCGUUGGACAAUUUGGUGAUGUUCAUAUAGGCACGUACUUUCCGAAGGCUAAGAAAAAUACCAAACUCAAUGCAUUGGGCAACAUCGAAAUGAAGUCGUCUGUAAUUCAAGUGGCAGUUAAAACGUGCAAAGCCAGCGAUGAUCCACAAAAAAUGGAACAAUUUCUAGAGGAAGCAUAUAUUAUGCAAAAAUUCGACCAUCCGCAUAUAAUACGGCUGAUUGGUAUAUGUAGUGAGACACCUAUCUGGAUUGUUAUGGAGCUAGCGCGUCACGGAGAGCUCAGGGCAUAUUUAAAGGCCAACAGCAAGAAGCUUAAGCGUGGCACUUUGCUUCUUUACUGCUACCAGCUAUCCACAGCUUUAAGUUAUUUGGAAUCUAAGAAGUUCGUACACAGAGAUAUUGCGGCACGGAAUGUGCUUGUCAGUUCACCAACUUGUAUCAAGCUUGCUGAUUUCGGUCUUUCUCGUUGGGUGUCGGAUCAAUCGUACUACCAUUCAAGCAUGUGCAUUUUGCCAAUAAAGUGGAUGGCGCCAGAGUCCAUCAACUUUCGAAGAUUCACAAACGCAAGCGAUGUCUGGAUGUUUGGUGUUUGUGCGUGGGAAAUACUUAUGUUGGGUGUUAAGCCAUUUCAAGGUAUCAAAAAUAGCGAUGUAAUUACUAAAUUGGAAAAUGGCGAACGAUUGCCGCUACCGAAAGAUUGCCCGCCACGAUUGUAUUCGUUAAUGUCACAAUGCUGGGCUCAUGAACCAUCGAAAAGGCCAACAUUCCAGAGAAUUAAGGAAACACUUUAUGAAAUUUUAGUGGAUGAAAAAAUUAGCGAUUCAGAGACAAUGCGACGCGAAAAUCGUCGAGUCGCGGCCAUGUCAUGGAGUGGCUGUGAAGGUGAAGUACCACCAGUUAAACCAACCAGAACUCCCUUCGAAGGAGAUUCUGCGCUGCAGUCAUCAAUUGUGAGCGAAAAGAAUCAGUUAAGUCCACAAACGUAUAUUAUUGCACAAAAUCCCGAAGUUUUGGCCAGGUUAAUGAUGGAAAACGAGAAUCGCAGCAUCAAUCCAGCAGCUUACACAACACCAGCUUCGGUAUUUAAUACAUUAGCUGUAGAAAUAGAUGAAACUAAAUCAACUAAAGUCCCAAAUAGUACAGAUAUGCCAUUGAAAAUGACUAAACUACCAGCUUCCGAAUUGUUAAAAUUGGAUCCGAUUGUAAAUGAGCAAAAUUUUUCACCGUUAACGCGUUCAGCUGGUGCACAGCCACAGGGCGCAUCAUUUAAUCAAACAAUAAUCGGCAGCGAAUCAGAAACUUUGCCCCAUACCAUACAAUGUAGUUGUUUAGAUAAAUGUAAUCAUUCCUCGAAAUGCACUUUUCUUAAUGCUAUAGAUCCUACAACUGCAGCAUGCUUGCACAAUAUGGGUCCCGAAAAUCCAAAUAGUUUUCGUACAGUUGCUUCUAAUAUGCCCUGCCAGAAGCCCCAAAUUCCAAAUAAUUUUGUUUUAUAUAAUCCACAAGCGAAUAUUUACGAUUUUCAACGCAUACGAACAGAUCCAAAGAUUACAAAAUCUGAGUUAUUACGAAGAUGCAAUCCUCAUUCCUAUGGCAGUUUAGAAAGAAAUCAAGAUAAUUUCAUAAUUGGCACAGUAAAACCAAUGCAAUCCAAGGGUGGUAGCCUGGAACGUAAUCAAUCAAUUUCUACUUCAAAUAAUUUUAUGCGCGAUUGGGUUCAACGUAGUAGUAGUUUAGAAAGAGCGACACCAUUAGACACAUUUCAUUCUCAAACGGCAAAGGCAAAUUUAUCAAAUAGCUUAGAACGAAAUAUUUCAUAUCGCACAUAUCGUAAUCAAAUGAAAAGUUCAAUGGAAACGGAACCAUUACAAGAAGAAAUUUAUGAUUUUGGUGGCAGCAACGUGAAAUCGUGUGCUUCAAGUUCUCUCAACCGCAAUCGCACUUUUGAUAUGAUUCCACGUAGUAUGUUGCCACAACGGGAUUUGAUCGGGAGUUGUAAAUCUCAGCCCAUCGUCGAACAAUUUGAUCCGAAAGUCUCACCCAACUCUACAUAUACGCCAAUGGCGCCUGGUAGCAAGGCUUUCACAUCUAGCUAUGAUAUAGGCAAGGACUUUAAUACAAUGCCCAAGCAGUGCCCCUAUCCACUUAACGAGAAUUGCGAAUUAAAAGCAACCAAAUAUACAGAUAAUGUUAAUUUAGCGCAGCAAAUAGCAGGUACAAGCCUGGAAGGCGGUCACACUGCUGAGUGUCAACUAGGCGCACAGAAAAAACGCCUAAGUCUUGCAACAUCAAAUUCGGACUUAAAUGCUAUGGGCUAUUUUAAUUCCAAUCAUGGGCCAUCAAGUUUACCAGAGUGUUCACCAAGUAUUAGUAAUUCCCUAGGAGCUUCACGUCCCCACACCCCAGACUCCAAGCUUGACGCACUGAAGAAUAGCACAUCCUCAAUAGAAAAUUGUAACGAUACACCAAGUGAUUCAAGGCCAAAUAAUGAUGUACCAUCAUCGAAAUUAACUGGUAGUAGCGGCAACAAGCCACGUAUGACAAUCGAUCGCAGCAACGACGAAGUCUACAUAGCCACCACAAAUGUGGUUAAGGCAAUAAUGACACUUUCGCAAGAUGUAGAAAAGUCAAAUGCCAAUAACUAUUUGCAUUUAGUAAGGAAUGUUGGAAUUGAACUGCGUACGUUACUGGCAUCCGUGGAUAGGCUGUCACAGGUUUUCCCAACGCAAGCGCAUAGAGAGGUUGAAAUGGCACAUAAGGUGCUAUCGAAGGACAUGCAGGAUUUGGUGGCAACAAUGCGACUCGCACAACAAUACAGUGACACCACACUUGAUAGUGAAUAUAGACGCAAUAUGCUGUCUUCAGCGCAUAUACUAGCCAUGGAUGCGAAAAACUUAUUUGACGUAGUGGAUUCCAUUCGCAGGCGGCACGGCAUCUUUUCACCACCAUCUGCGCCAUUACAGGAACGCGCUCGUUCCAAUCCACUAUCUUCAUCUGUGGGCGAUUCUACGGAUUUUGUGGCGAAGACAACCAGUCAUGCAAACGUACUGAAUGAAGAGACAACUGUAACUCUAACCGAAGAUGGUUAUCAAGUAAUGUCCAACAGUAAAUUUCAAAAUUUCAACAAUUUAGUAGCCGAAAAAGACAAACUUGAUGUGGAACUGACACAGCAACAAUCAAACAUGGGGAAUCUGCAUUUGACAACCCAAGUAAAUAACGACGGGGUUGUGAGAAGGUCCAACCUCGCAUUUGAGCAUAUUAUGCAUAAUACGAAUGAACAACUACAAAUUGUAGAACAUACAGAUAGUUCUGAAUUCGAUCAUUUAUAUUCGAACACUAAUAUUGCUUCACAAAAAAGGUGCAACUAAUUUACAUAUGUAUGUGUUUAACGCUAGCAGAAUAAAUAUUUAUAGUCAAAAAAGUACUUUACAUACUCGUACAUACAUAUAUGUAAUCCCUACAUAAGAUUAACAUAUGUAUGUGCAAAGAAAAAAAAAACACAAAAAAACAAUUUAUACAAUAUUUAUAAUUUUUUAACGAAAGAAAAAAAUGUUAUUAUUUUCACUUACCUACUAGUUUCAAAGCGAAGACAGUCUUGAAAAAGAGAAAAAUUAUAACAUUGCAUUUUUGAAUACAAAGGCAUUGAAUAAUUUAUAAUUUAUAUUUAUUUAAGAACCUAUAUAUAUAUAUUGUUUUCCACUAAAGAAAUUUUCAUUAACGAGUUGUCAUAGGACUGCAUAUUUAUUCAUUAACAAUUUGCUGUGACUACGAAAUUUCAAUUAAAAAUUAAUAAUGUUAAUGUUUCUUUUGUUUUUAUAAAUUUAUUAAAAAAAAAAUUUUUUUAAUUGGACGUUUUGAUUUCGUUCUUUAAUUAAAUUUAACACAAAACUCAAUGUUGGUAAACAAUUGCAUUUUUAACCGCUUUUAACCAUAACAAAUUUUGUUUUGUUUCAUUGGAUUUUUUAAUUUUGUUUAGACUUAGUUCCUUAACACAGAUAGGCUCGGAUAUAUUAUUUUUAAGAUGUAGUAAAUAUUACAGAUUAGCUCUUAAAGACAAAAUCGUACCUCUUUUAUAUCGAUGGAAUUUAGAAAGUAAUGCCAUCAGGGCAGAAUUGACGUUUUCAAAUAGAAAACAAAUGUUCGCAUAAGAGCGACUCGACACCGGAUAGUUGGGGGCAGUUGAUUUGUUAUAUUCGGUCAAGAGUUUUAUCACGGAUUCAUCGCCUUGCGCGUGUACUGGUGCGUGACAUUUGUUGUUAGCCCCGAAAUAUGUAGCUUGGAGCACAGGUAUUCGAAUAAUGAACUAUUCGAAUUAUUUGAAACGAAUAGUAUUAUUCGUUUUAUUCGAAUAAUGUUUAUUCGAAUAUUAUUCGAAAAUAAUCCCACCCCUAAUGCUUAUCGGUUGGUGCCUUUGAAUGGCUUUUCUAAUAAAAAAAAAUUCUAAGAAAAAUCUAUCGCCAUUAAGAGGUGCCCUACAAUUUUAGAGCCCUCAAUUUAAAAAUCAAUACGUACAACCAAUCUUGCAGGCAGAAGAAAGUGUUAGCCUACUAAAAAUCUUCCUUUAUGGUUCUUAAUUUCUAUCUAGCGAUUGUGGACUCAACUGCUUUGUUUACUUAUAACCAAAAAAAACUAAAGCGCGAGAGACCAAUUCGAUUUAUCCUUAUCAACGCAUAUACAAUGAAUGUGGUGAACAACGGAACGUCAUUAACUGCAUGAUGCAUCGCUAAUCGACCGACUUCAGAAUCUAAUUAAAAGAAAUCGUAGAGAUCUUUAUUUUUCCAUAAGAGCAUUUAAAACGUUUUUCCGUCCCUAAAAAGCUGAAUCUAUAAGUACAUACAUGUGCAUAUAAGGAAUGUUAUAUAAUUUGUGUUCACUUUUCUCCAAUUUUUUGUAUCUACAUAGGUUCAUUAAUUGCGAUUCCAAAUAAAAAAGCUCUGCAGUAAACAAAUUAAAAAUAUUACCUGAAUAUCUAUUAGCUUAAUUUUUAUUAAAUUAAAACCUCAGUUUUCAAUAUUAUUGAAUGAUGCUUUC